CCUACGAAGCUUCGUGGAAGCUGCCAUGGGUUCUCUCUUCCUCAGCCCAUUUAAUAGCCUCCUUCCUCGUUCUUUCCUCUCAAACCAGAGAUCAAGUAACCAAAUAUUCAAUACUCAAUCAUCUCUUUCCUCUUCUCUUUAUCUUCUUCUUCUUCUUAGAUAUGAAGCUCGCCGCUAGCCUCAGCCGCAUCAGCCCCAAACGUCUCUUCCGCUCCAAAUCAAAAGCCUCCGUCUCCAGAUCUGAGCCUUCUUCCUUCAGCUCAAAUGCUUCUUCCUCUUCCUCCGACGGAUCCUACGGUAACCUCAAACCAGGCCCAACCGCCACUCCCAUCAGUGUCCUCCCUCACAACUCUGGCGACUUUUACACCGAGCUUGUCCAAGCCUUUAAACUCAUCGACCGUGACCACGACGGCGUUGUCUCUAGAGGAGAUCUCGCGGCGUUGCUUAGCAGGUUGAGUCCUGAACCGCCGAGUCAAGAGGAGGUGAGCUUAAUGCUUAAAGAAGUCGACGGGGACGACGAUGGCGAUUCUAUACGCCUCGAAGAGCUCGCGAGCCGUGUAGCCGGAACGUCCGGGGAAGGAUCCGUAGAGACGGAGGAGCUGAGAGAGGUGUUCGAGUUCUUUGACGCGGAUCGUAACGGGAAAAUAUCGGCGGAGGAGUUGCACAGAGUGUUCGGAGUGAUCGGAGACGAACGGUGCACGUUAGAAGAGUGUAUCCGUAUGAUAGCGACGGUUGAUAGGAACGGCGACGGUUUCGUUUGCUUCGAAGACUUUUGCCGCAUGAUGGAGCUUCAAAGCAGCGAUGAAUGAUUCAUCAUUAUCAUUUGUUUGAUUGAUGAUGGUGACAUCACUACAUUGCUCUCUCUUUAUUUUGUUCUCUCUCUCUUUUUCCAUAUAAACAACUGUAAUCUCUAUUUUGCGGUGCGGGUAUUAAUUAAUAUCGUGACGGCAAAGCACUAAAUUAAGACGUUCACCGUUGGUCUAUAAAAUUAAAAUUUGAUUUA
Capsella rubella is the source of this 1003-nucleotide messenger RNA. RefSeq names its product probable calcium-binding protein CML35. The transcript has a single exon. Lineage: Eukaryota; Viridiplantae; Streptophyta; Magnoliopsida; Brassicales; Brassicaceae. Gene Ontology annotation, molecular function: calcium ion binding. The record is from RefSeq and is a predicted model, not a curated record. Bases 162 to 809 code for a protein of 215 amino acids.